GGGGGAGGGGCUUGUGCCACGAGGAAUGGCGGCCAGGGCGGAAGCGGAGUCCGAAGCCGGUGCCGCUGCUGAGUCUCCGGCCGCCUUGUCUCAGGGGGCGGCGCUGGUGGAGUCCAACUUCCAGCUGGCUCCGUCUGCGCGGAAGGCUCGGCCUUCGGACUUGGUGGCUCUAGCAGAGCAGGUGCAGAAGGCCGAUGAUUUCACCCGAGCAAAUGCCUGCAACAGACUGACCGUCAUAGCAGAACAAAUCCGGUACUUGCAGGAACAAGCCAGAAAGGUUUUGGAAGAGGCGAACAGAGAUGCUGAUCUGCACCACGUUGCCUGCAACUUUGUGAAAAAGCCGGGCAAUGUCUACUACCUGUACAGGCGGGAGAGUGGCCAGCGCUACUUCUCCAUGCUUUCACCUAAGGAAUGGGGGGCCAGCUGCCCAAGCGAGUUCCUUGGUGCCUACAAACUGCAGCACGACAUGUCCUGGACUCCUUCGGAUGACAUCGAGAAGCGUGACGCUGAGCUCAACGUUCUCGAGAAGCUGCUAAACCAGCAAGCGGCGCUACCCCCCUGCAGCGAGCCCAACUUCCGAGGCCUUACUAUGUAAUGGUGGGCCUAGACCAACUCCUCCUCCCAACUCGGUGCCUUCCACAGACCUUGGACCACAACUCCCAUCAGUUCCAGUGUAGUUAUUGUUUUUUUGGACUACAACUCCCAUCAGCCAGUUCUACUUUCUGGUGCUGAUGGAAGUUGUAGUCCAAUAUAUCUGCAGGGCCCCAGGUUAAAGCUGUAGCUGCAUACCAGGUCAAUCUUACUGCUGAACAAGGAGGCUCCACCCCAAUAUCAUCAUGACUAAUUAAAACAAAACCAAAAAACCACACAAGAAUUAUCCUGCCAUAUCAGGGAUGGACAGAAGACAGUUCAGGAUCUGCUGGGAGAUCUGCAAUAGAUCAAGAGGUUCUGACUCCUUAAUUUAUUUACGGUGCAUCCAAAUAAGCUAUCCUCUGAACAGAUCUGAUGAAAUUAAUAGUAAAUCUAUUGAAAAUAAUAUGCCAGUAUUAUCAAGAGAACUCUUGGGUUGUAUCCAACUAAAUCCUAUUCAGAGCUAUGUUCAUCUUCUUCCGUGGGUCUGCUCUGACUAGGACUAGCAUUGACUACAACUCUAUGACUCCACGGUCUUAUUCCUAGUCAGUUGUUUCUAGCUUGGACUUUGUCAGGGUCUGACUUUAGAGGCGAUGAUCUGAACUGGAGGGCAAUCUUGCAGCGCAGGGUUAAAACAGGGGAAUUCAUUCCCAUGGGAGGCAGCGAUGGUCACAACUUGGAUGGCUUUAAAAGAGGAUUGGACAAAUUCAUGCAGGGAGAAGGCUAUUGGUCGCAACUACCUAUGAUUGCUAUGCUCUGCUGCCGCAGUUGGAAGCAGCAAUACUAGUUGCUGGAAACCGCAGGAGAGGAGAGUGCACCUAUUCUUGAUUCUAGAAUCUGGGUGGUAACUGUGGGGACAGGACGCUGGACUAGCUGGGCCAUUGGCAAGGCUGUUAGCUCUAUACAUAAGGCUGCUGUAGCGAAUGAUUCCUCCUACAGAACAUUUGGCUGUUGCUCAAAGAGAGAACACAAUUAUGUUGUUCUUUUUGAACUAAGAAGUUCAAACUGUGAUGAUGCCUGGCGUUUUUUCCUCAAUUAAAAACAAAUGCUUGCAAAA
Podarcis muralis (Common wall lizard) is the source of this 1687-nucleotide messenger RNA. RefSeq names its product chromosome 7 C1orf50 homolog (gene C7H1orf50). The record is from RefSeq and is a predicted model, not a curated record. Lineage: Eukaryota; Metazoa; Chordata; Lepidosauria; Squamata; Lacertidae.